GCUUCGACGUCUACUUGGACCCCUUCGAGCGGCCCGUGGAUCAUUCGCACGUGCCACGCGUGCGCCGACGUGAUGACAGGGCCUACUGUCACGUGCUCGGCGUGCCACGCGCCCGUGCACAGCCACUGCGUGGUGAGGCGCAUGAGCUGCAUGGUGUGCACGAGCUGCGCCAACGAGAUGGACUUCGCCUUCGCGAACCAUCAGGCACAGCAGAGGAUGGCGAUGAGCUCCGCGGGCUUUGGGCGUUUCAUGAGCGCCAGCGGCCAGUACGCAGGGCAAGCCAUCGGCGCGGUGGCCACUGGGGCCGUGGGAGGGGCGGCCAGGUUGAUGACAGGCUGCGCCUCGGGUGCCGUCUCGGCGAUCCGGGGCAUGCGCGCUGUGGAGCUGCCGAGCGCGCCUGCGCCGCAGCGCCCGCGCUUCCUCGAGCAGUUCGACAUCUCGGACGCGGGCUCGGGCAGCGGCGUGCCGACCGAGGUGGCGGACGUGAUGGCCGAGUUUAGCCGGAUGCGCGCGGAGAUGGAGGCUCUGAGGGAGGAGAACGCCAGGAGAGUGAGGAGACAGCGAGGCCUGGAGGAGGACCAGGGGCAGCAGGAGAUGAACGUGACGAUCGUGAGGACGUUCUCGGCGAGGUGCUGCCCAAGGACAUCAGCUGCCCAGCUUGCCGGGGCCAGCACAGGAGCCAUACGAGGGACGAGCAUUGCCGGCUCGGCCCACUUCUUCGGGACGAUGGCCGUCCAGGUGCUUUUGGGCGCGGAGGUGGUGACAUCUACUCGUGCCCAGCGUGCCGAGGACGGCAUGACGCACAUUCUCGUGACCAUCGGUGCCGACUCGGGUCAGGAGAUCCAGCGCGAGAGCGGUAUGACCCUGACGCCGAUGAAGACCCUAAAUGCUGCCUUCGGCUCGGAGCGCGAGAAAUGGCGCCAAGCUUUGGAAGCGGAGCUCAUCUCCAUGACGGAGAAUGAGGUCAUCAGGAAGCUCUCGGGCCCAGAGCUGCGAGAAGUACGGCCUCGAGACGUGCUUCCUAUGAAGGUGGUGGCUGGGGAGAAGGCUGCAGAUUCUACCGGAUACCGGAAGAAGAAGGCCAGGGGCGUCGUGUGCGGCAACUUCGAGGACGAGUCGGACGAGCCGGUGUACUGCAGCAAUUUGGACAUCGCAUCGCUGAGGGCUUCAUUGGCGGUGGCCUGCAAGAAUGGCUGGAGCCUCGGGGUCAUGGACGUGUCGACCGCGCCGCCUGCUGUUUUUGUCCAGUACGGCUUGGUUCCGGAGGGCGAGCUGUGGGUGGCGGAGAAGGCCAUCUACGGACUGAGGGUCAGCCCGAAGGCCUGGAGCGACAAGCGGGACGCUGAUAUGAAGUCGCUCGUCGUGGAUAUCGGGGGCGAGCCGCACGUGCUGCGGCAAUCGACUGCUGAUCCGGCGGUCUGGGCCGUGGUGCCGCAGCAGGGCGGCGACGUCGUUGGCUACGUGCUGGCGUACGUGGACGACUUCUUGAUGAUGGGGUCGGACUCCGCAGUGAUAGCCUUGAGGGACAAGCUGGGGAAGCUCUGGCGCACGAGCUCGCAGCCGAUCGUGAGCAGGUCGGCACCCGGCACGCUCCGGUACCUGAGCAUCGACAUCGAGCUCAGGGCCGACGGCACUCUGACGCUCGGGCAGCGCCAGUACACCGAGGAGCUGCUCGAAAAGUGGGGGAUGCUCCAUUGCAGUGGGACGGGGAGCAUCAACUUCGAGAAGGAGUCUUUCGAGCACUUCAUGGCCACCUCCUCCAGGGACGAUGGCGACGACGACGAGGCACCUGAGGUGAAGCUGUCCGAUGUCCGGCUGGCCCAGAAGAUGGCCGGAUGCCUUUUGUGGCUGGCCUCCCGGACGCGCCCAGACAUAGCGUACGCCGUGUCGCGAGUGGCUUCGAUAGCGACCACCCGCCCGCUGACGAGCCUCUGCUUCGGCAAGAAGGUCUUGAGGUACUUGUCCAGCACUCGCCGCAUGGGGCUCUACUACCUCCCCGGCGGCGGAGGCGGAGGUGGAGACGACCAAGGCGACGGCGGCGAGCAGGACCCGGAGGCCGCCUUCGUCCAGACAUUCGCGGACGCUUCCCACGAGGACGUGGGAACCCAGACAAGGGUUGCUACGUAUCUUGACGGCUGCCUGAUCGAUUGGAGGUCGGUCAGGCAACAAUUGGUAGCUUUCUCCACUUGUGAAGCCGAGGUCAAUGCACUUGCCAUGGGCGAGAGCGUGCAAUCGUCAGUUGUGGCAACUCUGGAGAGCAUGCAGAUCAAGUGCUGUGCCGUUCUGUAUGGAGAUAACAGCGCCGCCAACCAGAUUGCGACUGGCAGGGAGACGUGGCGCACGCGGGCCCUCUCGACCAAAGUUAACGCGAUUCGUUCGCGUGUCGAGCGAGGUCUUUUGACUCUCCAGUUCGUCGCCACAUCUUUUAUGAAGGCCGACGGGCUGACGAAGUGCGGCGGAGUACCGCACGCGCAGCGCACCAGAGGCCAUUUUGGCCUUCGCCCGCUGUGA
Messenger RNA from Prorocentrum cordatum, 2511 nucleotides. The record is from the annotation of a GenBank genome assembly. NCBI's taxonomy places the organism in Eukaryota, Dinophyceae, Prorocentrales, Prorocentraceae.